UUUGCAAGUCACUUCUUUAUGGGAGGCGAAAAGUUUGACACCCCUCAUCCUGAGGGCUACCUUUUUGGCGAGAACAUGGAUUUAAACUUCCUUGGCAAUAGACCUGUUCAGUUUCCCUAUGUAACUCCAGCUCCACAUGAGCCAGUGAAGACACUGAGAAGUUUGGUCAAUAUUCGCAAAGAUUCUCUCCGACUUGUAAGGUAUAAAGAUGAUGUUGACAGUCCUACAGAGGAGAAUGGGAAGCAGAAAGUCCUGUACAGCCUGGAGUUCACAUUCGACGCAGAUGCCCGUGUUGCCAUCACAAUCUACUGCCAGGCUACGGAAGAGUUUGUUGGUGGCAUGGCAGUAUACAGCACAAAGAAUCCCUCUCUGCAAUCGGAAACGGUUCAUUACAAGAGAGGGGUAAGCCAGCAAUUCUCCUUGCCUUCCUUCAAGAUUGAUUUCUCAGACUGGAAGGAUGACGAGCUGAACUUCGACUUGGAUCGUGGCGUGUUCCCUGUGGUCAUCCGAGCGGUGGUGGAUGAAGGGGACGUGGUGGUUGAGGUGACAGGUCAUGCCCAUGUUCUUCUGGCUGCAUUUGAAAAGCAUGUUGAUGGCAGUUUUUCCGUGAAACCGUUAAAACAGAAGCAGAUCGUUGACCGGGUGAGCUAUCUGCUUCAGGAGAUCUAUGGCAUCGAGAACAAAAACAACCAAGAGACCAAGCCUUCAGACGACGAGAACAGCGACAACAGCAACGAGUGCGUGGUUUGCCUGUCUGACCUCCGUGACACCCUCAUUCUGCCCUGCCGGCACCUCUGCCUGUGCAAUUCCUGCGCUGACACCCUGCGCUACCAGGCCAACAACUGCCCCAUCUGCAGGCUGCCCUUCCGGGCCCUGCUGCAGAUCCGGGCCGUGAGGAAGAAGCCAGGGGCUCUGUCGCCGGUGUCGUUCAGCCCUGUCUUGGCACAGAGUGUGGACCACGAUGAGCACUCUUGUCCCUUUAAGCCCCUUAAAGUGAGCACUGUCUCCCUGCCCGGCAGGAAACCUAAAAGGGAAACAAGCUCUGACAACAUCCCUCCAGGCUACGAGCCCAUUUCCUUGCUGGAAGCACUGAAUGGCCUUCGCUCUGUCUCACCCUCCAUCCCGUCAGCUCCCCUGUACGACGAAAUCAACUACUCUGGCGUGGUGGACGGGAUGCCGCCUGCGAGCCGACCAGCGGUGGAAAGCAGCCACCAAAAGGGCAAGCGGAGCAAGUCUCCAGAUAGCACACUACGGUCUCCCUCAUCCCCCAUCCAUGAGGAGGAUGAAGAGAAGCUCUCCGAGGACUCUGACUCGCAGCCGGCCCUGAGUGGGGGUGAGCUGGUCCUGAGAGAGACCGGCUCUCCAGAAAGUGUGGCAGGGGAAGAGAUCGAGGAGGCCUCGUCCCUGCAGCAGGGUAGCCGCCCACCCUCGGUUGAAGAUGUCCUGCAGGACGGCAGCUGCAGCGAGCACAGGAGCCUGACGCAGUCAGAGACCGACCCUCCGGUAGACGUCUACCUGCCAGCACUGGGUCCUGAUUCCUGCUCUAUUGGUAUAGAGGAGUAA
Apaloderma vittatum (bar-tailed trogon) is the source of this 1563-nucleotide messenger RNA. RefSeq names its product mahogunin ring finger 1, E3 ubiquitin protein ligase (gene MGRN1). The coding region runs from base 19 to 1563 and encodes 514 amino acids. The record is from RefSeq and is a predicted model, not a curated record. Lineage: Eukaryota; Metazoa; Chordata; Aves; Trogoniformes; Trogonidae. The transcript is spliced from 16 exons. Gene Ontology annotation, molecular function: ubiquitin protein ligase activity. Gene Ontology annotation, biological process: endosome to lysosome transport; negative regulation of G protein-coupled receptor signaling pathway; protein ubiquitination. Gene Ontology annotation, cellular component: plasma membrane; nucleus; cytoplasm.